Molecule: messenger RNA, 1251 nt
Organism: Dictyostelium discoideum AX4
Lineage: Eukaryota; Evosea; Eumycetozoa; Dictyosteliales; Dictyosteliaceae
Exons: 2
Coding region: 1-1251 (416 amino acids)
Biological process (GO): galactose metabolic process
Cellular component (GO): cytoplasm
Molecular function (GO): UDP-glucose:hexose-1-phosphate uridylyltransferase activity
Source: RefSeq, a predicted model, not a curated record
AUGAUUCAAGAAUUGGAUACUUUAUUAACUCAAGAUGAAAUUCAAUUAGAUAUUGAAGAAAUUAUUUUAAAAAAUAAAGAUAAUAAAAUUAAAGGAUGGAAAGAUUCAAUGAAUUAUUUAUAUAAUUUUUCAAUUAAAAGUGGAUAUAUUCAAGAGGAGAGAUUAAAAUUAAAUAUAAUAUUACCAUUAUUUUAUAAACAUCAAUAUGAUAUUGGAUUUCAAGUUACAAUCAAUUGUUCAAAACCAGAGAUUAUAGUUGGACAAGUGGUUGGAGCAGCUCAUUAUUCAAAUUUUGAAGGAGAAUGUGUAAUUUGUUUUGAAAAUGUUGGAUCAGAGAAAAGAAAAGGAUUAAGAGCAUAUGAAUUCAAAUGUAAUCAAUCAAUACUAUUUAGACAAUUUCCACCCUAUCCAUACUUUAACUAUCAUAAUAUCAUAAUUGAUAAAAAGCAUACACCGCAAAUUCUAUCAAGAAAUACAAUCAUUGAAAUGUUAGAAAUGAGUGAAUCAAUGCCAUCCUAUAAAAUAGCUUCAAAUACUGAUCGUGUUGGUACUGGUGCAACCAACUUAGCUCAUAGACAUUUUCAAGCUGGUGAUCAUGACUUUACUGUCUUUUAUGCGAAACCUUUAAAAGAAUUUAAAAUUAACAAUGGCGAUAUAACAGUUCAAUGGUUAAAUUACCCAUGUUGUUGUUUAAAAAUUAUUGGUGAAAAUAAAAAAUUAGUUGAAGAAAUUGUUUUUAAAUUAUUUAAUUCUUGGAGAAAUGGGACUUUUGAAACAUUGGAUGUGUCACUUCAAACUUGUUCGUUGAUGUCUACUUUAAAUAUUAAGAAUAACAAUUACGAAUUUUUAAUAUUUCCACGUAAUGCUCAACAACCAAGAUUUUUAACAAGCUCAACUUUACAAUGUAUUAAAAAAGAAUUUGUUGGUAUAUUUGAAUUAUGUGGUUUUGCAAUUUUACCUGGUAGAUUAAAAGAACAAUUACUUCAAUUAAAUUCAAUUUUAACUUUAAAUGAAAAUCAAUUAAAUGAUCAAUUAAAAGAGAAAUUAAAUCAAUUUGGUUUCAUUGAAUUCUAUGAUUGGUUAUCAGAAUAUUAUUUCAAUGGUUUUGAUAAUAGUAAAUCAAUUUAUGAUAAUCUAACAUUUGCUUUACAAAAAUCAUUUUUAAUAAUUUUAUCUGAUAAUUCUCCAAUUAAAUUAAAUCAAUUUGAAUUAUUAAAUUCUUGGAUUGAACAAUCAAAAAUUUUAGAAUAA